AGAAAAAGAGAGAGAGAAACAGUAGUGAUGAUCGACGCCAGGCUGCCACCACUCUGUAGCAGUGAGUGGCUGCAACAAAAAGCACAGAAUAACAUCCCUGACUCCCUGUGCUGCUUUUUUCUCUCUCCCUGCGUCUCAGCUAGCAGACGGGGGCUCCGCUCACAGCUCUGCAGAGGCUAUGCCGAGACUGAGCCGGCGUCGGAAGCAGGAUCUCUGGCUGCCAUCAACAAGUUAGGAUCGGAAGACCACAGCCAUGAAAGAGAAACGCUUGAUCUUCAAUUAGCCAUCUGAGCUGACAUCAUUGCGGUGGAAGGGAAACAAAAGGGCAAAAAAAAGAAAAAGAAGAAAAAGGGAGGGGGGAAUCGGUUCGCUGGAGUCGCUCUGGAUGCAACUGAUCAACUUAAAAAAAAAUUAUAUAAUUAUUUAUUUCAAGGAUUCGUGGGUUGAAGGGAGAAGAUUCAACCUCUUCUUUGAGCUUGGAAUUUAAAAGACUCAAGAAAAACGUCCGGAAUAAACAUCAUCCCGGGACAUGGAAUUUCAUAUUUUCUCUCAAUUGGGUGGGUUCAGAAUUGCUUUAUUUCCAAAGAGGCUGAUUCCUUUUGUGCUCACUCAAAAGGGCUUUUUCCCUUUGGAUUUUUCUUCCAUCUGGUUGCUCCAAGAGUCUGUGGAAAAGGACAGUUGAAUGCAGCCUCCGAUGUGCACAAAAGAAUGGGUUUCCAUUCAAGGUGGCCAUUGGUGGGACCUGCACCAGCGGCUCUGUGUGUGAUCAGCAUGCUCCUAGCGUGCCUGCUGUCUCCUGCAUCGUGCACAACCUGCCCUCAAAAAUGCCGCUGUGAGGACCUGCAGUUCUACUGCGACACCCAGGGGCUAAAGGCACCCCCAGAUGGUGUGGACAAGGGAGCCCUGGGGUUGUCACUACGCCACAACAGCAUCACCGAGCUCAGCCCCGACCAAUUCUACGGCUUCAGCCAGCUCACCUGGCUCCACCUUGACCACAACCAGAUUACAACAGUACAAGAGGAUGCCUUCCAGGGGCUCUACAAACUGAAGGACCUCAACCUGAGCUCCAAUCGUAUCACCAAGUUGCCCAACACAACCUUCAUCCACCUCAUCAAUCUCCAGAUACUGGACCUGUCCUUCAAUCAGAUGACUGCAUUGGAACCUGAACUGUUUCACGGACUGAGGAAGCUCCAGAUACUCCACCUCCGCUCCAAUUUACUUCGCACCACGCCAGUCCGGGCAUUCUGGGACUGUCGCAGCCUGGAAUAUCUGGGCCUCAGCAGCAACCGUCUGAGGAGUCUCGCCCGGAAUGGAUUUGCUGGGCUCAUUAAGCUUAAAGAGCUCCACUUGGAGCACAAUCAGCUGACCAAGAUUAACUUGGCCCAUUUCCCUCGCCUUGUCGCCCUCCAGUUUCUAUAUCUGCAAUGGAAUAAGAUCAGCAACCUAACAUGUGGUAUGGAAUGGACCUGGACCACUUUAGAGAAACUGGACCUCACAGGAAAUGAAAUUCGUGUACUGACACCUGACGUUUUUCAAACGCUGCCAAAUCUAAAAAUUUUGCUGCUGGAUAACAACAAACUAAGCAGCCUGGAUCCCCAGGUCAUGGAUAUGUGGCAGUCUCUGGGUACCGUUGGGCUGUCCAGUAACCUUUGGGAAUGUACCAAACGGAUUUGCUCCCUGGCUACUUGGCUGAGCACCUUCAAAGGAAGGUGGGAACACUCCAUACUCUGCCACAGUCCUGAAUACGCCCAGGGUGAGGAGAUACUUGAUGCCGUUUAUGGAUUCCAGCUUUGUCAGAAUUUUUCAGCACCGGUUGUUCAGACCAUCAGUACAACCACAGACGCUACAACAGCUGCAGAUAUCACAAGCUCCUUGUUUGGAAUUAUGCAGCCGACCCCCACGCAGGACUAUGCAGAGGAUUUUGGGAGCUUUACCACUGUCACUACCACAUCGACGACAACACAAACGCCACGCACUGCUCAAGCAACCACUGCUCCGCUGGAAGAGGCAGCUGUAACGGAUGACUUCUCCACCAUGGACAACACUGUUAUGACUCAUAGGGUCAUCAUUGGAACUAUGGCCCUUCUAUUUUCAUUCUUUUUCAUCAUUUUCGUUGUGUAUAUUUCACGGAAGUGCUGCCCUCCCACCCUGCGCCGAAUACGCCACUGUUCGGCAAUUCAGAACCGCAGACAGAUGAGGACCCAGCAGCGACAGCCUAUGGCAGAUCUAGCCACACAGGUACCCUAUAAUGAGUAUGAGCCCAGCCAUGAGGAAGGGGCACUUGUGAUCAUCAACGGCUACGGGCAGUGCAAGUGUCAGCAACUGCCUUACAAAGAGUGUGAAGUAUGAACUCUUAUUUAUUCCUAGAGCAUAUGGUUUGUCAUUUGACCAUUUCAGAUGAUACAGGGUUUGCUUUUUUGCUUUCCCCCCCCCCCCAGUUUCUGUAAAAAAGAAAAGAAAAAAAAAAAG
Molecule: messenger RNA, 2469 nt
Organism: Salarias fasciatus (jewelled blenny)
Lineage: Eukaryota; Metazoa; Chordata; Actinopteri; Blenniiformes; Blenniidae
Gene: lrrtm2
Product: leucine rich repeat transmembrane neuronal 2
Exons: 2
Coding region: 709-2349 (546 amino acids)
Molecular function (GO): protein binding
Source: RefSeq, a predicted model, not a curated record